Knipowitschia caucasica is the source of this 2613-nucleotide messenger RNA. Lineage: Eukaryota; Metazoa; Chordata; Actinopteri; Gobiiformes; Gobiidae. The record is from the annotation of a GenBank genome assembly.
AUGGGCGAGUCCUUCUCGUCACAAUCAGACAACACAAACCAGCCCAACUAUACGCGCCGCCUGGUACAAGACCAGAUCCAGAUCCCAGUCUUCACAGCCGUGUCCUGGACCGUGAGUGGGGCGCUCGCCAUCAGACAUGAGCCCUCGACGUGUCGUAACAGAAGAUAUCUUAUUGGUGUUGCGAUGAACGCCAAAGCCAAUCAGUACGCAGGGGGAGGCGUCCGCCAUGUUAACAGUAAAAGCAAACAGACGCUAACAUACAGAAUGAAAACAGCAGUACAGCGUAUCCAGACGAUCACGGCCACGGACCGCGACGAGCCGUUGGGAGGAAACCGCUUCUUCUUCAGUUUGGCUCAAGACGCCGCGGGAAAAACCAACUUCACCGUCCGCGACAAUAAAGGAGUCAAAGCCCCUCUCUGCCUCUACCUCUCUCCCAUCUCUGGUUGGCUCUCUCUGGGGUCAUCGCAGCAGUCUCCCUCAAACUGCCUCUGUCUGGGGUCUCUCUCCUCGUCAACUCUCAUCUCCUUCCUGGCCCUCUUCAUGCCCGUACUCCCUGCUCAACCAGUUCUGCCCUUCUCUCUACUGGAUCGACACUCUCGUCUCCAUGGUCUCUCUCCCUGGGUCUCCUCUCUGGUCUCCUCUCUCCUGGUCUCUCUCUCUGGGUUCAUCAUGAAGUCUCUGGGUGUCCUCUCUUCUCGUCUCAUCUGCCUGGGUCCUCAAUCUCGUGGGUCUCCGUCUCUGGUCCACUCUCUCAUCCGCUCGCUCUUUUCUGUCGUCUUGUUUCCUAUCGAUCUCACGGGAUUCUCUAUCAAUCCUGGUCCUCGACUCUACGUGUCAUGUAAAGUCGCCCUCCCAGGUGUUCCUCCAUCUCUCCUCUGGUCCUCCUACACUCCCCCAUCUCCCUUCGUCCUCCCUCCACCGCCUCUGUCUCGCGAAAUAGUCUCCUCUGGUCACUCCUCACCCAGCCCCUCUCCUUCUCCUCGCCCACCUCUCCCCUCGCCCUGGGGGGUCUCUUUCCAGUUCAUCACUAUCACUACAAUCUCUCCUCUUCUAUUUCCCUCCCUUUUCUCACCUCUCUCUCCGGUCUCGGUCGCUCAAUCUCUUCCUUCGGGGGUCUAUCCUCUUCCGCUCUCUUCCUCUCGCUCUCCUUUUCUCCCCCCCCAUCCCUCACUCUCCAUCACUGUUCCAUCCCAAUCUUGUCAACCUCCCCCUUCUCCCCUCCCCUCAUCCUCCUCCUCUCACCGAUCUCAAGGUUCUUCUCGCUGGCGUCCUCAUCUCGUCUCGUUCAUCUGCCUCUGGGUCUUCUCUCUCUUCUCCUCCUCUAUUUCUGUCUCAUCUUCCUUCUUCCAUCUCCCAACGUCCCCCCCCCCACCCCCCUCUUCUCGCUCUCCUCUUCUCCGUGAUCGGCGUCUCUCACAUUCUCCUCUCCGCUCCCGCUCUCUCGUUCCUCAUCACAUCCUCCCCCUUCGUCCUCAAGGUCUAUCAUCUCCAUAUGGCACAUCUCCCCUCUCUCUCGCCGUUCUCUCCUCUUCUCUCUCUCCUCCCCUUUCGUCCAACUCUCUUCACAACAUCAAAUCUCCGCACGCUCUCCUCCCUCCUCGCUCGUUUCUCUUCUCUCUCUCUCAUUCGUCUCUGCUCUCUCCAACUCGCUGGGUAUCUUGCCCUCUCCUCGCUCCGGACUCCUUCUCGACUUCUACACUCAUCUUCAGUCAGCGGUUCGUUUUCCACCUCCUACCUCCCUUUCCCUCUCUUCCGCUCUCACUCCUUCCGGUCUCCGACGCUUCCCCUCGCCUCCUUCCUCUCGCUUCACGGCUGGUCUCGCUUCCCUUUCCGUCUCACGUCUCCUUGCUCUCUCCGUCCGCUCCGUUCCUCUCGUCGACGCCCUCUCUAUCAGUUUCCAUUCACAUCUCCGGUUCGCCUCGUCCAACUGGUCUCCAUCCUCCCCUCUUCUCUUCUCGUCUCUCUCCCCCCUUCCCCUCUCCGCCUCUACCUCAACCUGCUCAUGCUCCACUCUCCAUAUUUUCUCCUCUGAGCUCUUACUCCGCCUCCUCCACUUCUAUUCUCUCCUGGUCUCCUUCAUCUGUUCUCAUCCAUCUCUUUCUUACAUCUCCUCUACUCCGCUGCCUCCACCCUCCCGCCCUCUCAUCCCUCCCCCAUUCUCUGCCUCCUCUCCUCCUCUCUCAUCGAUUCAUCCUUCUCCUCCUCAUCCACGCGCUUACAACCAUAUUCCUCCUGCCCCCGCCAUCCUCGCUCCCCGUCAUUCAUCGCUCCUCAUCUAGACAUCUAAGAAUUCGCUCCUCUUCUCCUCCUCAUCAUCCCUCCGUUCCGCACAUCCUCCGUCCCCUUCACCUCCUCUCCGCCUCUUCCUCUCCUUUCCACUCUCCUCCUCUUUCUCUACAUCCCUUCCUCUCCCAUCCCAUCCCCCUCUCAAUCCCCCUCUGUCUCCCUCCGCUCAUCGUGGGUCCUCAGUCCCCUCUCCUCUCUUUCCUUCCUCUCACUCCUCUCUUCCGCUUUCUUCCUCUCUCUGCCAACCGCGACCCUUCCCACACUACAUACUCCAUCUCUCCUCCAUUCGCUCGUCCCUUUCUUCCCUCUCGACGCUACACUCCCUAA